Rattus rattus (black rat) is the source of this 2924-nucleotide messenger RNA. RefSeq names its product caspase 9 (gene Casp9). The record is from RefSeq and is a predicted model, not a curated record. The coding region runs from base 230 to 1261 and encodes 343 amino acids. Gene Ontology annotation, biological process: regulation of apoptotic process; intrinsic apoptotic signaling pathway in response to DNA damage; proteolysis. The transcript is spliced from 9 exons. Gene Ontology annotation, cellular component: cytoplasm. Lineage: Eukaryota; Metazoa; Chordata; Mammalia; Rodentia; Muridae.
CCAUAGGGCCGGAGUGCUGGUCUAUGAGCGAGCAGGCUCUGGGUCUCGGCGGGAUCAGGCCAGGCAGCUGGUCAUAGAUCUUGAGACUCGAGGGAGGCAGGCCCUUCCUCGCUUCAUCUCCUGCUUAGAGGACACAGGCCAAGGCUCUCUGGCUUCAUUCUUGCAAAGCAGUCGGCAAGCAGCCAAGCAGGAUCCAGAAGCUGUUACACCCCUAGACCACCUGGUGCCUAUGGUCCUGGGACCAAUGGGACUCAAGUCAAAGGAGCAGAGAGUAGUGAAGCUGGACCCGUCGCAGCCUGCCUUGGGAAACCUCACCCCAGUGGUGCUGGGGCCAGAAGAGCUCUGGCCUACUCGGCUCAGGCCAGAGGUUCUCACACCAGAAACACCCAGGCCGGUGGACAUUGGUUCUGGCGGAGCUCAUGAUGUCUGUACUCCAGGGAAGAUCGAGAGACAUGCAGAUAUGGCAUACACCCUGGACUCGGAUCCCUGUGGCCACUGCCUCAUCAUCAACAACGUGAACUUCUGCCCUUCCUCAGGGCUCAGCACACGCACUGGCUCCCACGUGGACUGUGAGAAGCUUCAGCACCGCUUCCGCUGGCUGCGCUUCAUGGUGGAGGUGAAGAACGACCUGACUGCUAAGAAAAUGGUCACGGCUUUGAUGGAGAUGGCGCACCGCGACCACCGUGCCCUGGACUGCUUCGUGGUGGUCAUCCUCUCUCAUGGCUGCCAGGCCAGCCACCUCCAGUUCCCGGGUGCUGUCUAUGGCACAGAUGGAUGCUCUGUGUCUAUCGAGAGAAUUGUGAACAUCUUCAACGGGACCGGCUGCCCCAGCCUGGGAGGGAAGCCCAAGCUGUUCUUCAUCCAGGCCUGCGGUGGUGAGCAGAAAGACCAUGGCUUUGAGGUGGCCUUCACUUCCUCUCAAGACAAGGCCUUCGACAGUGAUUCUGAGCCAGAUGCUGUCCCGUACCAGGAAGGCCCAAGGACCUUGGACCAGCUGGACGCCGUGUCCAGUUUGCCCACCCCCAGUGACAUCCUUGUGUCCUACUCCACCUUCCCAGGUUUUGUCUCCUGGAGAGACAAGAAGAGCGGUUCCUGGUACAUCGAGACCUUGGAUGGUGUCCUGGAGCAGUGGGCUCGCUCUGAAGACCUGCAGUCCCUCCUUCUCAGGGUCGCCAAUGCUGUUUCUGAGAAAGGGAUUUAUAAGCAGAUUCCUGGCUGUUUUAACUUCCUCCGGAAGAAGCUGUUCUUUAAAACUUCAUGAGGCAGGGGCUGCUCUCUGCCUCAUUUUUCUACCAAAAGCCUUCAUGGCCUGGAGGAGGCCAAGGUCAGAACUGUCCCGUGAAGCAAGGAUUUCGAACUGGGGCAGGCUGCUCUUCCCCCUUUCCCAUGCAGACAGGCUCCUAGCAGCUUCCAGGUUGGAGGAGACUUGGAACGGUGGGAGGGGAGGAACAGAGUACUGUGGAUGCUGCCUGGCCGCUUCAUCUGUGGUUAGGGACUGUGGCCUGGGACCCCCAGGCCUCUCUAGAACAGGGCUUCUCUGCCGAUGUACUACAGACAUGUGGGGUUGUGUAAUCCUGUCAUGGCACUGCCCCGUGUGUUGUCGAGUGUUUUAAGCUGUCUCUGGUCUCUACCUGAGCACCCCUCCUGAGUUCUGCCAACCAGACAGUCUUCAGGCAUUGUCAUGUGUGCCCUGGGGGACAUUACAGCACUCCCCUCCCAGGGCCAUUGCCCACAGGGGUCUGUGGCUACAGACACAGGCAUCACUGUUUCCCAGACCCACAGUCCAGCUGGCCCAGUGUGAAUACCUGGAUCUGGACUGCGUCUCAUCAAAGUUUCCAGAGGGUUAAUUCUUCCUUGAGCACAGUAUUUAUUUUUAAACAAUAAAUCUUAGGCAAAAGGACUGUCUUUUGCCUUUAUUGUCCCCACCCUCACUCUGCUCUUCCUACAAUGGAGACUAGCUUUUUCCUGAGUAUUUCUCUGUGCCUUCCAAGGUCUCUGCCUGAGCCCAGGAGUUGACUGAGGUAGGAGCCAGAGUCCCCACAGAUCAAGUCUCCUGUCUGAAGGAUCUUGGUUACCCUAGUGGGGACACCUGGACAGUGUCUCCCAGUGUCUUCCUUGCUAGGUGAGCCUGGUCCUCCAGUGGCAGUAACCGGGCAACAGUGGCGUGCUGGCCUCCCCUGGGAAGGGUACCAUCCCCGUCUUUAAAGCUGUUCUGAUUUCACUUAUUUUUCUGCCUUUCUGGUUUCUUCUGGUCUUUGCUGUGUGAACAUUCACUUGACCGUAGAUGGUAGGGGUGCCAAGCCUUGUUUGUUUAUUUUUGAACUGGGCUCUGACUUUGUAGCCCAGGCUAGCCUCAAAGUCUCCAUCCCACUGCUCCCGAGUACAGGGAUUAUAGCUUGUCACCGCCACAGGUUGGGCCACAGGUGUUGUUUCCAGGGCCCUGGUUAGGGUGUCGGGUUAAUAAGACAGACGCAUCUCACGAUGUGAUUCCUAAGUCACUUUAUUACUGUGUCCCUUCCGUGCCGUUCCCAAGGUGACAGUCACAGAGAUGCCUUUGCUUAGUUCUUUGCAAUCACCUGCAGGACACACAGGAGAGUGACGUUAAGCUGAGGGCUGAGCACUGAGUUCACUGACUUCUCAGGGCCAAGAGGUGCGGUCGCAGUUUUCCCCUCCUGUCAAGAAGGGUCUUGGCCCAGAGUCCUGCUUGGGGGUCAGGCCCGGAAGCCAGGAAUCGAUUACAAGCCAAAUGUACAGAUGGGUGUGGUUUUUUGAUGUAAUUUGUUUCUUUGUUUUUUUCUGAGACUGGGUCUCCCUGGGUAGCCUUGCUGUCUUGGAACUCACCACGUAGCCAACACUGGCCUUGAACUCAUGGAGAUCCGCCUGCCUUUGCCUCUGGGUACUGGUAUUAAAAGUGUGCACCUCUA